AUGGAGCGGUCUGGCGCCACAGCUGUCCCUGUCUUCCACCGGAAUGUACCAAAACUGACCCAGACUGGAGACGGUGGGGUGGACACCUGCGGUCGCAUUCAUUCGCCAUCUGCGGCUGAGGACUUCGGGCUGCUCCCAGUGAGACGGUCGGCAGCCGCGGACGAGAACGCAGCAGCCGUCACCGCCCCAUCGUCGCUACACUCUGAGAGCGCUGUCCCAGCUCCGGCAGGCCCAGAGGCCAGCAGCCGGCGGUCGCAGCUGCUGGCAGGCCUGCUGGUCGGUAGCGUGCUCUGUCGCUGUUGCUCCCUCGUGCACAACCCGCUGCUGCCCGAGGAGGCGGCCAGGCGCGGGCUCGAUCGGUACCAGGUCAGCAGCGCCUUUAGCUACGCUGCCUUCGUCGAGGUCAUCUCUUUCCCGGCCAUGGGCUGGCUGACUUCACGACUCGGCGCAGGUCGGCUGUAUCUGUCCGGGGUGGUCGUUUGCGGGCUGGCAACGGCCGCGCUCAGUCUCAUCACCUACGUGGAGGGGUCGCGCUUCUUUUUGCCCUGGUGCAUGGCAGCAAGGACUUUGGAAGCCAUCGGGAGAACAGCGGCCGUAACGGCUGGGAAGUCAAUAAGCGUCAGUCAGUUCCGGAACAGGAGGGACGCCGCGGUGAAGAUCGCCAGUGGAGUCAACGUUAUCGUCAACAGCCCGGCUCUGGGCGGCUGCAUGUACGCCGUGUCGCACUACGGGGAGCUUCCGUACACCCUGGGCGGGCUGCUGCUGGGCGGUGGGUUCGCCACCCUCGCCGCUCUCCCCGCGCUGAACAUCCAGAGCGCGGACCGCACUGGGGUGCGUCCGGCUCUGCAGGAGCGGCUCGGCCGCGGAGAGACGCUGCGGGGGUUCGUCGGCGCUCUGCGCCAGGUAGCCGCCUGCCCAGACAACUGGCUCGCGUUCGUCGUGAUGCUGACGAUCGCCAUGAACUGGUGGACGCUGGGACCGAGUCUGACGGCGCCCGUCCGCGCCGCCGCGCGCCUGGACACGGCCGAGCUCGGCCUGCUGCACGCCGCCUCGCUGGCCUCCUCGGUGCUGGUGCUGCCGGUCUGGCUGCGGCUGAGCCGCGCCGUCAGCAACUCGUUCCUGCUGGUGUCGGCCUGUCUGUGCGCGCUGACGCUGGUGUUCUCUCUGCUGCUGGCCGUGCACGCGCUCGGCAAACUGGUGUUCCCGCUGGCAGGCGCCGCCGUGGCCGAAAGGCUGGGACUGCUGGCGGUCGUGCUGUGCCUCUCGGCGGGAACUCUGCUCAUCUGCCUGCUACUCUUGACCCGGGGUCUGGCGCACCAUUACAUUCAGCAGGAGUCAAAGUCGCGGAUCAAGGAACGGUAG
Messenger RNA from Amphibalanus amphitrite, 1362 nucleotides. RefSeq lists its product as uncharacterized. The coding region runs from base 1 to 1362 and encodes 453 amino acids. The transcript is spliced from 4 exons. Lineage: Eukaryota; Metazoa; Arthropoda; Thecostraca; Balanomorpha; Balanidae. Gene Ontology annotation, molecular function: transmembrane transporter activity. Gene Ontology annotation, biological process: transmembrane transport. The record is from RefSeq and is a predicted model, not a curated record.